AUGUCUGCCGGGCAAGCAGAAAAUAUCGAAAGCGAUGAGGAAACAACUAAUCUGCUGUACAAUUUCUUGAUUGAAAAAGCGAAAACCGCCGAAUCUCCGUUGAAAAUCAAAGAAUUGUGUAAAGAAUUUCUGACAGAAACGAAGUCGGCGCUCACAGUCAAUAGUUUGAGUACAAAAAUCUUUGAAUAUCGUGUAAAAAUUCAUGAACUCGAAAACAUGGACGAAGAGACGAAAAUUCGAAUGAUAUUCGCUUUGAGCGCUUCGGUCGACAGUGGUUUUCUUUUAAAAAUUAAGGAAUCUGGAGACGUUCAAACAGAUCAUGCACGGAGAAUUACUGAGUACAAAAAGAAAGGAGGCGGUUUCGAAUUGAGAGGAAUUCAUCUCUGUCCACACCGUUUGAGCCAGGAAAGAGAAAAGAAAAUGUUGGAGUUUCUAGCGAAAAAGUCACAGACGACCGAUUAUGUGUUGACUGACUCUACAUUUAUAACAGAAUUUCAAAAUUACUCUAAGACUUCAGUCUCACUCUCGAUAUUAGAUAGCAGAUAUCGGGCCAUCAAAAGACACUUGCAUUCGUCCACUCACUUCGCUGACAGUACUAAAGUCAAAAUGAUGUUUAUAUCUGGAGCGGUGGUUUCAGAAAAAUAUUUGAAGAAACUUGAAGAAAACGCCGAAGUGAAGCUUGAUUCCAAAAACAGAAUCACCAAAUACGUGGCAAAUGACAAAAGUCUGAAGUUGAAAGGAGAACACAGUUUGUCUGCGAAAAGAAGAUCAGAGAUGACUCACAGGAUCAAUGACACCGUGGAUGAUGCUCUCGAAUCUGAUAAAGAUGACAAAGAAAGCGUGAAAAAUGAUGAGAAAAAAGAUGAAUUGACAAGAAGUGGAAGAGUGUCAAGAAAAAGAGUGUCAAGCUACGGUGUACUGUUUGAUCAAAAUGAUUUGGAAAGGAAGCCGUUGACAAGUUAUAUAGAUGUCACUAAUAUUGCUGAAUCUAUUAGCCGGAAGAAACCGAAGAUAAGCGAAAAGAGUUCUGAGAAAACUAUCAAAACUGAAGACACUGUGAAUGGUGAUUCAAACUGUAAUCUGGGAAGUGAUAACGUCUCAAUUUCUAUGAAUGUGGAGUUGAUCAAAAAUGAAGAAGUUUCAUCGCCGAGCCCGAUUAAUCAUCAGGAUAUUUCAAAGGAUUCAGGAACAGAAAGUGUUGACUCGAAGCCAGAUGUGCAAUCACGAACAUUGGAUUCUACUGGAGUCAAAACUAUAAAAACCGAGAAUAAUCAAGACAAACGUGAUGUAUUAACAGAACAAUCACAGGACUGGGUUAGUCUUCAAGAGUUUCUGAAAUUGUUGUAUUCUCCUGUCGUCACUUUGGAUUCCGUCAAGCUUUACAUAAUUCAACAGAAGAUGAAAGAAAAGAUCAAGGAAUUGAGACAUCAAGAUGAAGAAGUUCCAAUCGAAGUUAUUCGUUCUUCUUUGGAAUCAUGCCUCUACAUAUUCACAAAAAGUGCGGAACUGAGUGCAACACCAGAAGAUACGACGCCGAAGCUGAAAGAUUUAGUUCUGAUUCUACUAAUGGUCACUUGUUAUUAUGAUCGAUCCCUUUAUGAGCUCCAACGGAAAUUGAGGACCUUGACAAAUGAUCCCGAAAAUCAGACGAAGACAGUGGCAAUGGAGAAGGUCUUAUCUGCUUUCGAGACGAUGCUCAAUAUUGUCUGCCAUUAA
Caenorhabditis remanei is the source of this 1716-nucleotide messenger RNA. RefSeq lists its product as uncharacterized. The record is from RefSeq and is a predicted model, not a curated record. The transcript has 8 exons. Lineage: Eukaryota; Metazoa; Nematoda; Chromadorea; Rhabditida; Rhabditidae. Bases 1 to 1716 code for a protein of 571 amino acids.